Messenger RNA from Candidozyma auris, 801 nucleotides. RefSeq names its product RNase P/RNase MRP complex subunit (gene POP4). The record is from RefSeq and is a predicted model, not a curated record. NCBI's taxonomy places the organism in Eukaryota, Fungi, Ascomycota, Pichiomycetes, Serinales, Metschnikowiaceae. Gene Ontology annotation, cellular component: ribonuclease P complex; ribonuclease MRP complex. Bases 1 to 801 code for a protein of 266 amino acids. The transcript has a single exon. Gene Ontology annotation, biological process: rRNA processing; tRNA 5'-leader removal. Gene Ontology annotation, molecular function: ribonuclease P RNA binding.
AUGGAUCGUGACACGACACUAGAGAGGCAUCUUCUAAGCCGAAGCUAUGACUCGGAGUCGAGAAUCGUGAAAAUUCUUGAAGAGAGGUACUCAAUCUUUGGAGGGCAGAAACCAUAUAUACCGUUGAUGCCCACAGAGGGUGAAGCAGGCACAGAGAAAGAGGCAAAGCGCCCAUUACUAAAGAACGACGGGACGAGGCCAACGCUGCGCCGGAAAAAGUCAACGAGAGCUGAGCUCAAGCGGUACAUUAAAGCAACAUUGGCCAACCAGAAGAGAGCGGUGAGGAAGCUUCAAAGUGACCGCAGAUUACUGGUGAACAGGCUCCUUGCGAAAUAUCAAAUUCCUCUUUAUGAGGACUACGUGAGUUUGCAUCAGCUCUGGAAUAAGUACAUGAGAGACUUGCUAUUUAGCGAGAACAAGACCCCCAACUUGAAUAUGGUGCUACCGAAGUUGUCUACCGCAGAUUACAACGGGUGCUUAGUGCGUGUGUUGGAGUCCAGAAACCGCAAUAUGGUCGGAAUUGAAGGCAUAGUUGUGUAUGACGCCCAACACUCUUUCAUAGUAGUUGUCAAGCCGAAUACAGAUAGGGAAGAUGGACCAAGUGUUUCACCUGCCGAGAAAGUAGGAGGACUUCGAAUUCUAGCGAAAAGAGGGCUGCUUUUUGGGUUUGAUGUGGUUUGUGAGGAUGGAGAAAAUGCAACGGUUAUGGGGUUCACCAUCAUGGGGUCGAGGUUCGAACAUAGGUCCACCGACAGAUCCGGGCGCAAGUUCAAAGCCCAUAACGUGGAGGAUAUACUAUAG